Juglans microcarpa x Juglans regia is the source of this 1005-nucleotide messenger RNA. RefSeq lists its product as uncharacterized. The transcript has a single exon. NCBI's taxonomy places the organism in Eukaryota, Viridiplantae, Streptophyta, Magnoliopsida, Fagales, Juglandaceae. Bases 1 to 1005 code for a protein of 334 amino acids. The record is from RefSeq and is a predicted model, not a curated record.
AUGAUCUAUUUGCUUUUCUAUGUUGAUGACAUCAUUAUUACAAACAACAACUCCUCUCUUCUUGACACCUUUACCUCCAAGCUCAAUUCCGAGUUCACCACUAAAGAUUUGGGUUCACUCAGUUACUUUAUCGGUCUUGAAGCUACACCUACCACUGAUGGUCUCUUUAUCAGUCAGCUGAAGUAUGCACGGGACAUUCUCACACGAGCUCAGUUACUUGAUAGCAAACCAGUCCACACUCCCAUGGUUGUUUCCCAACAUCUGUUUGUUGAUGGUCCUCUGUUUUUGGAUCUCACACUGUUUUUGGAUCUCACACUUUACAGAUCUCUUGUUGGUGCUCUCCAGUAUUUGACCAUCACACGUCCUGAUAUUGCUCAUGCCGUUAACUCUGUUAGUCAGUUCCUUCAUGUCCCGAUUGAAGAUCAUUUUCUUGCUGUCAAACGCAUUGUUCGUUAUGUUAAGGGCACACUGCAUUUUGGUCUCACUUUUCAUCCAUCUGUUGCUCCUGGUGCUUUAGUUGCUUACUCGGAUGCAGAUUGGGCAGGUUGCCCUGAUACUCAUCGUUCUACAUCUGGAUAUUCUAUUUAUCUUGGUGACAAUUUGGUUUCUUGGAGUGCCAAGAAACAACCUACUGUUUCUCGCUCCAGUUGUGAAUCUGAGUAUCGUGCCUUGGCUCUCACUGCUGCCAAACUUCUUUGGCUCACGUAUCUUCUUCGUGACCUCAAAGUCUCUCAUGCACACCAACCUCUUCUACUAUGUGACAGCAAGAGUGCAAUCUUCUUGAACUCUAAUCCCGUUUCUCACAAACGGGCCAAGCAUGUUGAGCUCGACUACCACUUUCUCCGUGAACUUGUUUUUGCUAGCAAGCUUCGCACUCAAUAUGUGCCUCUCAUUUGCAGGUUGCCGACAUUUUCACUAAAAGUGUGUCACGACCUCUUUUUGAGUUCUUUCGCUCCAAACUUCAUGUCCGUUCCAAUCCGACGCUCAGCUUGCGGGGGGUGUUGA